AUGCCGGCUGCAAGAUACUACUCCGGGAACCACAAACCCAUCGACGAAGAGAAGCACGACGAUGGCGGUCCCCCAGCACGCGAAGUCUCCGGCGGCUCCGACCAGGGCACGGCCAUUGUCGAAUCGGCCCCGCUAAGGCGAGCCCUGCACGGCCGUCAUAUGCAGAUGAUUGCUAUCGGCGGCUCGAUCGGCGCGGGGUUAUUUGUCGGCUCUGGCAGUGCACUGAGUACCGGAGGUCCCGCCAGUUUGACGAUUGGUUUCAUCAUUGUCGGCUUCAUGCUGCUUUGCACGAUGCAGGCUCUCGGCGAGCUGGCGGUUCUGUACCCCGUUAAUGGCGCCUACUAUAUCUAUAUGGCGCGCUUUCUUGAUCCUGCGUGGGGAUUCGCCAUCGGAUGGGACUACGCUCUCGGCUGGCUAUUGAUCUUACCUUUUGAAAUCACAGCCGCCGGUAUCACGAUCCAGUUCUGGGAAAGCGCCAAAGACAUCGACAUCGGCGUCUGGAUCGCCGUCUUCAUGGUCGCCCUCAUUGUCGUCCAGUUCUUUGGCGUCCGUGGGUAUGGCGAAGUCGAAUUCGCCCUCGGCCUCAUCAAAAUCCUCGCCUGCCUCGGCUUCAUCAUCCUCGGCAUCGUCAUCGACUGCGGCGGCGUCCCCACCGACUCCCGCGGCUACAUCGGCACGCGCUACUGGGUGUCCCCCGGCGCCUUCCGCCACGGCUUCCACGGCUUCUGCUCCGUCUUCGUGACAGCCGCCUUCGCCUUCGGCGGCACCGAACUCGCGUGCCUCGCCGCCGCCGAAGCGGCCUCGCCGCGGCAAUCCCUGCCCAAAGCGACGCGGCAGGUAUUCUGGCGCGUGUUUUUCUUCUACAUCGUCAACACGUUUAUCCUCGGGCUCAUCGUGCCGAGUGACGAUGGAAGGUUGUUGAACGCGUCCGGCGCCAACACCGCGUACAGCCCCUUCGUCAUCGCCAUCCGCCUCGCCGGGAUCAAAGUCCUGCCGAGCGUCUUCAACGUCGUCAUCUGCAUCGCGGUCCUCUCCGUCGCGAAUUCCGCCACCUUCGGCUCGACGCGGACGUUCCAGGCGCUGGCCUCGCACGGCAUGGCGCCGCGGUGGCUGGCGUACGUCGAUCCGCGCGGCCGGCCGCUGGCCGCGGUCGGGCUGCAGAUCGCGUUCGCGUUCCUGGCCUUCGUGAACGAGGUCGAGGCGGGGGAGACGGUGUUCAACUGGCUGCUGGCGCUGUCGGGGCUGUCGAACUUCUUCGUGUGGGGCAGCGUGUGUCUCGCGCACAUACGGUUCCGGCGCGCGUGGAGGCUGCGCGGGCGGCGGGUGCGCGAGCUGCCGUUCGCGGCGGCGAUGGGGACGAAGGGGAGUUGGGUGGGGUUGGGGUUGAAUGCGGUUUGUCUUGUGGCGCAGUUUUAUGUCGCGUUGUUUCCGGUCAACGGGGGUGGGCCUGAGGCGGGGAGGUUUUUUCAGUCGUAUCUGGCUGCGCCGCUGAUUCUUGGGCUGUACGUUUUCUGGAAGGUGUAUAGUGCGUGUUCUGGGGAUGAGCGGAUUAAUCAUCGCGGGUGGAAGUUGUUUAUGCGGUCGCAUGAGAUGGAUUUGACGAGUGGGAUGCGCGAGGGCGUGUUGGAGGUGCCGGAGGGGGAGGCGGAUGAGGUGGAUGACAGGACGCUGGGGCAGAAGAUUGCAAGGUUGCCGGUGACGGUGUGGAAGGCGCUGAUUUGA
Lasiodiplodia theobromae is the source of this 1722-nucleotide messenger RNA. Its product is annotated as Amino acid/polyamine transporter I. Lineage: Eukaryota; Fungi; Ascomycota; Dothideomycetes; Botryosphaeriales; Botryosphaeriaceae. Gene Ontology annotation, cellular component: membrane. Gene Ontology annotation, biological process: amino acid transmembrane transport. The transcript has 6 exons. Gene Ontology annotation, molecular function: amino acid transmembrane transporter activity. The coding region runs from base 1 to 1722 and encodes 573 amino acids. The record is from RefSeq and is a predicted model, not a curated record.